This is a messenger RNA of Vigna radiata var. radiata (mung bean), 2472 nucleotides long. Its product is annotated as putative zinc transporter At3g08650. Gene Ontology annotation, cellular component: membrane. Bases 330 to 2183 code for a protein of 617 amino acids. Gene Ontology annotation, biological process: zinc ion transmembrane transport. The record is from RefSeq and is a predicted model, not a curated record. Gene Ontology annotation, molecular function: zinc ion transmembrane transporter activity. The transcript is spliced from 5 exons. NCBI's taxonomy places the organism in Eukaryota, Viridiplantae, Streptophyta, Magnoliopsida, Fabales, Fabaceae.
GUUUUCUUUUGGUUUUGUUGUCAUUCUCCGUUCUCCACCCAGCAAUAACCAAUUACAAAUUAUUUAUAUAUUUCAAUUUUGAUUUCGCAUAUCACUUUUUUUGUUUUUGAAGAUUAUUUGAUAUGAUCAUAGGAUGUCAAGUUUGGGGAAGUUCAUGUCAACGAAUUGCCCAUUCCCAUUGUUUAUAAUUUUUAUCCAAUAAAUGUGAAUAUCUGCAUCAUUCUUUCUGCAGUUUUUUAUUUCACCUCAAUUAUUUGGUAUGAACAAGUAAUUUGUGCAAAAUUCGAUUUGGGGCCUCUGGGUAGUUGGCAAGCAUUUUCCAACACAACAUGGCUCCUAAUCCGAGGCCCAAGUUGGUUGUUCCAUUCUUCAUGUUACUGUUAAUGCUUCUUUCCUUUGGUUGUUCCAAUGCUGAAUUGGAACAGGAGCUCGGAGCUGCUCCUCAUAAGAAGGUAAUUGUUGGCACUGCUGGGGAGAAUUCCCUCAAGUUAGAGGAAAUCAAUGGCAGAAAAGGUGGAGGCGGUAGUAGAGUUUCCGUUUCCACGGUUGCAUUGUUCACCUUAGCAAUGGCAGCUGCCACUGGUUUAGGGGCUCUGCCCUUCUUCUUUGUGGAGCUUGAUCCACGAUGGGCAGGGUUGUGUAAUGGAAUGGCAGCUGGUGUUAUGUUGGCUGCAAGCUUUGAUCUCAUACAGGAAGGUCAAUAUUAUGGUACUGGAAAUUGGGUUGUUAUUGGGAUUCUAGUUGGUGGCACCUUUAUUUGGUUGUGUAAGAAGUUUCUUGAGCUAUAUGGGGAAGUAAGCAUGUUGGAUAUAAAGGGUGCCGAUGCAACUAAAGUUGUUCUUGUAAUUGGAAUAAUGACUCUCCACUCUUUUGGGGAAGGAUCUGGAGUUGGGGUCUCCUUUGCUGGCUCAAAGGGUUUCUCUCAAGGUUUAUUGGUAACUUUGGCUAUUGCUGUGCAUAACAUUCCAGAGGGAUUGGCUGUGAGCAUGGUGCUGGCAUCAAGGGGUGUCUCUCCACAGAAAGCUAUGUUGUGGAGCGUUAUUACAUCUUUACCUCAGCCAAUUGUAGCCGUUCCUUCAUUUAUUUGUGCUGAUGCAUUUAGUAAGUUCCUGCCAUUUUGUACUGGGUUCGCUGCUGGAUGCAUGAUCUGGAUGGUUGUUGCAGAAGUGCUUCCUGAUGCAUUCAAGGACUUCAGCUCUUUCGGCAACACCUAUUUGCAGUAUGUUGUAUUCAGAUAUAUAAUAUCGUUCUCGUACUACUUUGGUAUACAGGAAGCCUCUGCUUCACAAGUUGCAUCGGCUGCAACAAUUUCGGUAGCAUUUAUGGAAGCUCUAAGCACCCUUUUUCAGAAUUUCAACCGUGACAACAACUCUGAGGAUGCUUCUGGCUUCUUUGUUUCAUCACUUUUUGGCCUUGGCCCAUUACUUGGUGGGAUUAUUCUGGUUGUAUUUGCUCUUGCUCUUCGUCUUCGGCAUACUAUCCUGAUGGGUAUAGCAUGUGGUAUUGCCUUUGUUCUUGGUGCCUGGCGACCAGUGCAGCUAAUUUUGUCUUCAAAAUUAGGAUUUGUUCCUGUUGUGUUACUCCUUGCAACGGGUGCUGCUUUAGUUCAUUUUUCCAGCUCUGGUGUAUUGAAGGUGGCAGCUCGCAAGAAAACCUCAGUCAAUGACUUGCCUUCAUUAACAGGCUUCCCUGUGAGUGUUCAAACCCUUCAAUCAUUUGUAUCGUGUGGUGCAGUUGCUCUACAUGCUUUGGCUGAAGGACUUGCGCUUGGAGUAGCUGCACCAAAAGCUUAUGGAUUUGGUCGUCACAUGGUCGUUCCAGUCUCUCUACAUGGUCUCCCCCGAGGUGCAGCUGUUGCUAGCUGCAUCUAUGGUGCUACUGAUAGUUGGCAUGGUUCUCUUGCAACAGCUGCCAUAAUUGGAUUUAUGGGUCCAAUAUCAGCAAUUGGAUCAAUUCUUGCUGGGAUUGACUACAGUGGCCUUGAUCACAUAAUGGUCCUGGCUUGUGGUGGAAUAAUUCUAAGUUUUGGAAAUGUAGUUAAGAGAGCACUUAGCUUGGACAAGAAAAAAAGCACAUGUGGCCUCGUUAUGGGAAUUGGGUUUGCUACCUUAUGCCUAACGUUCACUAAAUUAGUUUGCUUGCACACACCUUACUGCAAUUCUGCACCAGAGGCUGUCAGAUAAGAAGAUUGUGCUGCAUUUCAUGCAUCCUCAAUUGUUAUAUGCUUACAUCAGUGGUACAUAUGUUUCUGUAGUUUGUUCUCCCAACGAAUGUUGCAUAAUAUUGAAGAGUUCGGAGAAAUUGUAAAUAAAGCGAGACUAGAUAUUUUUUGGAGUGUAGGAAGAAGUGUCCAAAAGAGAACCUGAGACAGAUAUACAGUGACACUUUCAUACAAAACCUGUAAUAUAGAACGUAUCAUGCACCGUAUAAAUUGCAUGGUCAUGUAGAACUAAUCAGAUUCUGAGUGCUUCA